AUGGCUCCCAAGAAAUCCCGCACCGCCGCAAAGGAACCCCGCGGCCGCCCCCGAACCACAAGGGCAAACUCCACCCCCAAGCGCAAUGCUCCGCAACUCAGAAACUCGAAGCCCAAAAACCCGAAGAUCAAGCAGACACCGAGCGCCAGUGCUUGCCCCAUAGCAGCGAAGAUCCAGUCAGCAGCGGCCUGUCUCGCAGCGCUGCAGGACAAGUUCGACGAGAUGCACUCGGAGAUGAUCGCUCAUAUCGCCAGGUUGAAUACGUUGGCCUCGAAUGUGAAUGAAGCGUUGGCGGUUGGGUUGACCGUCGAAUUACCUGAUAAGAUUUUGGAUGCGGAGGAGAAGAUGUUGGAGGGAUUUAGGGCUAUGGCGGUGGGCGUUGCUGGGCAGUUGGGUGAGAUUCAUGGUUUGGCGGAUGAGGAUGAUAUGGUUGCGGAUGAGAAGGAGGAUGAUCCUGCUGCUGAGGUGGUGGGUGAGAUGGACGCGGAAUAUGAGCUUGAAGAAGCGGAGGAGUUCGUGGAGUAUUAG
This is a messenger RNA of Aspergillus homomorphus CBS 101889, 528 nucleotides long. RefSeq lists its product as uncharacterized. NCBI's taxonomy places the organism in Eukaryota, Fungi, Ascomycota, Eurotiomycetes, Eurotiales, Aspergillaceae. The record is from RefSeq and is a predicted model, not a curated record. The coding region runs from base 1 to 528 and encodes 175 amino acids. The transcript has a single exon.